CCUCCUGGGUGGGUGCCCGCUAAGUGGAUUGUGCGAGAGCGCUGACUCAGCCUCCACGCUCGAAGUGCACUCAGCGAAAUUUGGGAUUAGCGUUCCAGUCGAGACGCAUGAAAGUUUCACUACGUUUGUCCUUCCAGAGAAACGUUUGAGUGAAGCAUUGUUUUUGUCUGUGUUAAGGUAUCUCACAAUGUUCGCCAAAUUAAUCGAGCGAGCUGAGAAGUUUCUCAACGAGAACAACUUUGUAACUAACGUGCUGGGAAAAAUCGAAGAGAAAACCGGCAUCCAGAAGCGGUACCUGGCUUUAGGCUCCGUUUCCUUCAUUGGCAUCUAUCUGGUCUUUGGCUAUGGAGCGUCUCUACUUUGUAACCUGAUUGGAUUUGUCUACCCAGCUUAUACCUCGAUCAAGGCCAUUGAAAGCGUUAAUAAGGAUGACGACACCCAGUGGCUGACCUAUUGGGUUGUUUAUGGAAUCUUCAACAUUGCAGAGUUCUUCUCAGACAUCUUCCUUUUUUGGUUUCCAUUUUAUUACGCUGGAAAGUGCAUCUUUCUGCUGUGGUGCAUGGCUCCUAUCUCCUGGAACGGCUCACAACUGAUCUACACGCGGCUUGUGCGGCCCUUCUUCCUCAAGCACCAGUCCACUGUGGACAGCGUGAUCAAUGACCUGAGCGGGAGAGCAGUCAGCGCAGCGGAGAAUGUCACAAGAGAAGUGCUGCAUACACUUGCUCAUACCAAAAGCUGCCUGCCCUCGGAGGCACCUGCCAGACCAGUGCCCAGUGCUUCACCUGCCCUGUCACUAGAUUGAGCCUCCAGAGCCGCGGUAGACUCUCUUGUCCACAAGACCCAGUGAUCGACGGCCAUCAGCCUCCCUCCACCUCACGGUUCUGAUCUCCUCACCUGCCAGCUGAGCCCAGCGACUGCUUUUCAAAGGCACUAUACAACCUAGAGAAUGAACAGAUGAUGCGUUGUCCUCUCUGGACCCAACAUUUGUAUUUAUUGCCAGACAAUAGGGUACACUGAGCCAUACCUGACUAAAGGACAUUUUUAAGAAUACGUAACAAAGAUAAGUAACGCUAAUUUAAAGCUGCCAGCAACAUGUUCAGGCGUUUGCGUUCAAAGACUUCUCCCUACUUAAUUUAUUGUGCUCAUUUUGUGUGUGUGUUUGUGGCACUUUUAUAUAUAUAUAUAUAUAUAUAUUUGCUCUUAUUUUAAUGUAGACUUCAGGGAAGUCUCCCAUCUGCCGUGUGUAUGGAUGAGAGUCCCUCCUAUUUUGGUUUAUUCCAGGUGUAGCUGACACAAAUAAACGAUGGACACCCUCGA
Molecule: messenger RNA, 1317 nt
Organism: Erpetoichthys calabaricus (reedfish)
Lineage: Eukaryota; Metazoa; Chordata; Cladistia; Polypteriformes; Polypteridae
Gene: reep6
Product: receptor accessory protein 6
Exons: 7
Coding region: 188-802 (204 amino acids)
Source: RefSeq, a predicted model, not a curated record